UGACUUAAUCUGUGUCUUUAUUUCUUCCCAGGGCAGCCCAAUGGAUCCUAUGGUGAUGAAGAGACCUCAGUUGUAUGGGAUGGGCAGUAACCCUCAUUCUCAGCCUCAGCAGAGCAGCCCUUACCCGGGAGGCUCCUAUGGCCCCCCAGGCCCUCAGCGGUAUCCAAUCAGCAUCCAGGGUCGGACCCCAGGGGCCAUGGGAGGAAUGCAGUACCCACAGCAGCAGAUGCCACCUCAGUAUGGACAGCAAGGUGUGAGUGGUUACUGCCAGCAGGGCCAGCAGCCUUACUACAACCAGCAGCCGCAGCCUCCGCACCUCCCUCCGCAGGCACAGUACCUGCCGUCCCAGUCCCAGCAAAGGUACCAGCCGCAGCAGGACAUGUCUCAGGAAGGCUAUGGAACUAGGUCUCAACCUCCUUUGGCUCCUGGAAAACCUAACCAUGAAGACUUGAAUUUAAUACAACAAGAAAGACCAUCAAGUUUACCAGUUGAAGUCUUGGCCUCGGAGGAUACCGCCUUUGGACUCAAGGACCUGUCUGGCUCCAUCGAUGACCUCCCCACGGGAACGGAGGCAACUCUAAGCUCAGCAGUCAGUGCGUCUGGGUCCACGAGCAGCCAAGGGGAUCAGAGCAACCCGGCUCAGUCACCUUUCUCUCCGCACGCAUCCCCACAUCUCUCCAGCAUCCCCGGGGGCCCAUCGCCUUCUCCCGUCGGCUCUCCUGUGGGCAGCAACCAGUCACGAUCUGGCCCGAUUUCUCCUGCAAGUAUUCCAGGCAGUCAGAUGCCUCCUCAGCCACCUGGGAGCCAGUCAGAAUCCAGUUCCCAUCCUGCCUUGAGCCAGUCACCAAUGCCACAGGAAAGAGGUUUUAUGGCAGGCACACAAAGAAACCCUCAGAUGUCUCAAUAUGGACCUCAACAGACAGGACCAUCCAUGUCGCCUCAUCCUUCUCCUGGAGGUCAGAUGCAUCCUGGAAUCAGUAGCUUUCAGCAGAGUAACUCAAGUGGGACUUAUGGUCCACAGAUGAGCCAGUAUGGACCACAAGGUAACUACUCCAGACCCCCAACAUAUAGCGGGGUGCCCAGUGCAAGCUACAGCGGCCCAGGGCCCGGCAUGGGCAUCAAUGCCAACAACCAGAUGCAUGGACAAGGGCCAAGCCAGCCAUGUGGUGCUAUGCCCCUGGGACGAAUGCCAUCAGCUGGGAUGCAGAACAGACCAUUUCCUGGAACUAUGAGCAGCAUGACCCCCAGCUCUCCCGGCAUGUCUCAGCAGGGAGGGCCAGGAAUGGGGCCGCCGAUGCCAACCGUGAACCGUAAGGCACAGGAGGCAGCCGCCGCAGUGAUGCAGGCCGCUGCGAACUCGGCUCAGAGCAGGCCACCAUACGUUAGGUCGCCUGCUUAUCCCAGCCAGUCUGGGGCUGGCGGACGCCCCAUGUUUUCUUCCCAGCACCCCAACUAUGGCAACUCUCAGGCUCCCAUGAUGCACCAGCCUGACCAGUACGGGCAAGGCAGUUUUCCGGGCAUGAAUCAGAGUGGACUUAUGGCUUCCAGCUCUCCCUACAGCCAGCCCGUGAACAACAGCUCUGGGCUGAUGAACACCCAGGCACCCCCCUACAGCAUGACGCCCAAUAUGGUGAACAGCUCAGCAGCAUCUAUGGGUCUUGCAGAUAUGAUGUCUCCCGGGGAAUCCAAAUUGCCCAUGCCUCUCAAAGCCGACGGUAAAGAAGAAGGCACUCCACAGCCUGAGAGCAAGUCGAAGGAUAGCUACAGCUCUCAGGGUAUUUCUCAGCCCCCAACCCCCGGCAACCUGCCAGUCCCUUCCCCAAUGUCCCCCAGCUCUGCUAGCAUCUCCUCCUUUCAUGGAGAUGAGAGCGAUAGCAUUAGCAGCCCAGGCUGGCCAAAGACUCCAUCAAGCCCUAAGUCCAGCUCAUCCACCACUACUGGGGAAAAGAUCACAAAGGUGUAUGAGUUGGGGAAUGAGCCCGAGAGAAAGCUAUGGGUCGACAGAUACCUUACCUUCAUGGAAGAGAGAGGCUCCCCUGUCUCGAGUCUGCCCGCUGUGGGCAAGAAGCCCUUGGACCUGUUCCGGCUCUACGUCUGCGUCAAGGAGAUUGGAGGUUUGGCACAGGUUAAUAAAAACAAGAAGUGGCGUGAGCUGGCAACCAACCUAAACGUUGGCACUUCAAGCAGCGCGGCAAGCUCCCUGAAAAAGCAGUAUAUUCAGUACCUGUUUGCCUUUGAGUGCAAGAUUGAGCGUGGGGAGGAGCCCCCGCCGGAAGUCUUCAGCACCGCCGACACCAAGAAGCAGCCCAAGCUCCAGCCGCCCUCUCCUGCUAACUCAGGAUCCUUGCAAGGUCCACAGACCCCCCAAUCAACUGGCAGUAACUCGAUGGCAGAGGUUCCAGGUGACCUGAAGCCACCGACCCCAGCCUCCACGCCUCACGGACAGAUGACCCCAAUGCAAGGUGGAAGAAGCAGUGCAGUCAGCGUGCACGACCCAUUCUCAGACGCCAGUGAUUCAUCAUUCCCGAAACGGAACUCCAUGACUCCGAGCGCCCCCUACCAGCAGGGCAUGAGCAUGCCUGACGUGAUGGGAAGGAUGCCCUAUGAACCCAACAAGGACCCCUUUGGUGGAAUGAGAAAAGUGCCUGGAAGUAGUGAGCCCUUUAUGACUCAAGGACAGAUGCCCACUAGCAGCAUGCAGGACAUGUAUAACCAAAGUCCCUCUGGAGCGAUGUCCAGUCUGGGCAUGGGGCAGCGGCAGCAGUUUCCCUACGGAACCAGUUACGAUCGAAGGCAUGAACCUUAUGGGCAGCAGUACCCAGGCCAAGGCCCUCCCUCAGGACAGCCGCCAUAUGGAGGACACCAGCCCGGCCUGUAUCCACAGCAGCCGAAUUACAAACGCCAUAUGGACGGCAUGUACGGGCCCCCGGCCAAACGCCACGAGGGAGACAUGUACAACAUGCAGUACGGCAACCAGCAGCAGGAGCUGUAUAACCAGUAUGGGAGCUCUUACUCCGGACCGGACAGGAGGCCCCUCCAGGGACAGUACCCCUACCCCUACAACAGAGAGCGGAUGCAGGGCCCGGGGCAGCUCCAGCCGCAUGGCAUCCCACCUCAGAUGAUGGGCGGCCCGAUGCAGUCGUCCUCCAGCGAGGGGCCUCAGCAGAGCAUGUGGGCGACGCGCAACGAUAUGCCUUACCCCUACCAGAACAGGCAAGGCCCCGGCGGCCCCGCCCAGGCACCUCCUUAUCCAGGCAUGAACCGCACGGAUGAUAUGAUGGUACCUGAUCAAAGGAUAAAUCACGAGAGCCAGUGGCCUUCUCACGUCAGCCAACGUCAGCCUUAUAUGUCCUCUCCCGCCUCCAUGCAGCCCAUCACGCGCCCGCCUCAGUCAUCCUACCAGACGCCACCAUCACUGCCAAAUCACAUCUCCAGAGCCCCCAGCCCCGCGUCCUUCCAGCGCUCCCUGGAGAGCCGCAUGUCUCCAAGCAAGUCUCCCUUUCUGCCCUCCCUGAAGAUGCAGAAGGUCCUGCCCACCGUCCCCACGGCCCAGGUCACGGGGCCGCCCCCCCAGCCGCCCCCCAUCAGAAGGGAGAUCACCUUUCCUCCUGGCUCCGUCGAGGCAUCACAGCCCGUCUUGAAACAAAGGCGAAAGAUUACCUCAAAAGAUAUCGUUACUCCUGAGGCCUGGCGUGUGAUGAUGUCCCUUAAGUCAGGUCUUCUGGCUGAAAGUACUUGGGCUCUGGACACUAUUAACAUUCUCCUGUAUGAUGACAGCACGGUCGCUACCUUCAGUCUCUCCCAGUUAUCCGGAUUUCUCGAACUUUUAGUAGAGUACUUUAGAAAAUGCCUGAUUGACAUUUUUGGAAUUCUUACGGAAUACGAGGUGGGAGACCCCAGCCAGAAAGCACUUGACCACAACGCGGUGCAGAGAGAUGACAGCCAGGCGUUGGCCGACGAUUCUGGGAAAGAGGAGGAAGAUGCCGAGUGUAUCGAUGAGGAAGAGGAGGAGGACGAGGAGGAGGAGGAGGACAGUGGGAAGACGGAGACAGAGGAGAAGAGCAGCGGGGCUCUGGCCUCUCCCAACGCCACCGCGGAUCCAAAGGAGAAGCCCAGGCAAGCGAGUAAGUUCGACAAGCUGCCGAUAAAGAUAGUCAAGAAGAACAACUUGUUCGUGGUCGACCGGUCUGACAAGCUGGGUCGCGUUCAGGAGUUUAGCAGUGGACUUCUGCACUGGCAGCUCGGUGGGGGGGACACCACCGAGCACAUCCAGACUCACUUUGAGAGCAAGAUGGAAAUCCCGCCUCGGAGGCGUCCGCCUCCACCCGUGAGCUCCACAGGUCGGAAGAAAGAGCAGGAAGGAAAAGGCGAGGCGGACGAGCAGCAAGAGAAAAGCAUCAUCGCGACCAUUGAUGACGUCCUGUCUGCUCGGCCCGGGGCGCUGCCGGAAGACGCGAACCCUGGCACCCAGACCGAAAGCAGUAAGUUUCCCUUUGGGAUCCAUCAAGCCAAAAGUCACCGCAACAUCAAGCUGCUGGAGGACGAGCCAAGGAGCCGGGACGAGACUCCUCUCUGCACCAUCGCGCACUGGCAGGAUUCUCUGGCCAAGCGCUGUAUCUGUGUGUCAAAUAUUGUCCGUAGCUUGUCUUUUGUGCCUGGCAAUGACGCCGAAAUGUCCAAACAUCCAGGCCUGGUGCUGAUCCUGGGGAAGCUGAUCCUCCUUCACCACGAGCAUCCGGAGAGAAAACGAGCGCCGCAGACCUACGAGAAAGAGGAAGACGAGGACAAAGGGGUGGCCUGCAGCAAGGAUGAGUGGUGGUGGGACUGCCUGGAGGUCUUAAGGGAUAACACGUUGGUCACGUUGGCCAACAUUUCCGGGCAGCUAGACUUGUCUGCUUACACAGAAAGCAUCUGCUUGCCAAUUUUGGAUGGCUUGCUGCACUGGAUGGUGUGCCCGUCUGCAGAGGCACAAGACCCCUUUCCCACUGUGGGACCCAACUCUGUCCUGUCGCCUCAGAGACUCGUGCUGGAGACCCUCUGUAAACUCAGCAUCCAGGACAACAACGUGGACCUGAUCUUGGCCACGCCUCCAUUUAGCCGUCAGGAGAAAUUCUAUGCUACGUUAGUUAGGUACGUUGGGGAUCGCAAAAACCCAGUCUGUCGAGAAAUGUCCAUGGCGCUCUUAUCGAACCUUGCCCAAGGGGACGCGCUGGCAGCAAGGGCAAUAGCUGUGCAGAAGGGGAGCAUUGGAAACUUGAUAAGCUUCCUAGAGGACGGGGUCACCAUGGCCCAGUAUCAGCAGAGCCAGCAUAACCUCCUGCACAUGCAGCCCCCGCCUCUAGAGCCACCGAGUGUGGACAUGAUGUGCAGGGCGGCCAAGGCUCUGCUGGCCAUGGCCAGGGUGGACGAGAACCGCUCGGAAUUCCUCCUGCACGAGGGCCGAUUGCUGGACAUCUCGAUAUCAGCCGUCCUGAACUCUCUGGUUGCGUCUGUCAUCUGUGAUGUACUGUUUCAGAUCGGGCAGUUAUGACAUCCGUGAGAAGGCAGCAUGUGUGAGUGAAGACUAGAGGCUCCCGUAUAACUGGCUGUUUUCUGUUCUUGUUUAUCCAGCGUAGGAAGAAGGAAAAGAAAAUCUCUGCUCCUCUGCCCCAUUCACUAUUUACCAAUUGGGAAUUAAAGAAAUAAUUAAUUCGAACAGUUAUGAAAUUAAUAUUUGCUGUCUGUGUGUAUAAGUACAUCUUUUUGGGGUUUUUUAUUUUGGUUUUUUUUUUUGUUUUGUUUUGGUUUUUGGUUUGUUUUUUUUUUUUAACCAAAGUUGCUGUCUAGUGCAUUCAAAGGUCACUUUUUGUUUUUCACAGAUUUUCUUUUUAAUGUUCUUUUCCAUGUUGUAUUGCAUUUUGGGGGGGGGAAGCAAAUUGACUUUAACGAAAAAAAUUGUGGCAAAAGAUGCUAAGAUGGGAAAAUUUCACCACACUGAGGCAAAAAGGUGAAAAAUUACCAACUUGCUAGGCAUGUUAUUCAGAUAAUGGAAAAAAAACAAAAAACUGUAUCCCAUCGCCCAAAGCGCUGUGCAAUAGAAACUUCUAGAGUUGUAGGAAUAGGGGCUCAAGGAGGUGUGUCAGUCAGUAGUCAAACUAUGAAAUGAUACUGGUUUCUUCACAAGAAAAUGGUUACAUUAGGUUAGGAGCAAAAACAAUGUUUUUUUUUUUUAAGUUAAGAUUGAAAAUACAUACCUGACAACGAUCAGUGGAAACUGCUUCCUCACCACUACCGUCAUGUCUGCUGUCUGUCGUCUGACCUUCCACAUGACAGUUCUUCACAAUUCCUUUAAUCAUUUUUUUAAAUAUUUUUUUUUUACUGCCUAUGGGCUGUGAUGUAUAUAGAAGUUGUACAUGAAACAUACCCUCAUUUUUUCUUUUUCUUUUCCUUUUUUUUUUUUUUAGUACAAAGUUUUUAGUUUCUUUUUCAUGAUGUGGUAACUACGAAGUGAUGGUAGAUUUAAAUAAUUUUUUAUUUUUAUUUUAUAUAUUUUUUCAUUAGGGCCAUAUCUCCAAAAAAAAAAAAAUACAAAAAAUACAAAAAACAAAAACAAAAAAACACACAAAAAAAGAGGGUAAUGUACAAGUUUCUGUAUGUAUAAAGUCAUGCUCUAUUUCGGGAGAGCAGCUGAUCACAAUUUGCUUCAUGAAUCAAGGUGUGGAAAUGGUUGCAUAUGGAUUGAUUUAGACUAUGGCUACCGGUACAGACAAAAAAGAAAAAAUACAACUAAAAGGAAGAAACACAACUUCAAAGAUUUUUCAGUGACAAGAAUCCACAUUUGUAUUUCAAGAUAAUGUAGUUUAAAAAAAAAAAGAAAAAAACGAUGUAAAUUCCUCCUUUUCCUCUGGCUUAAUGAAUAUCAUUUAUUCAGUAUAAAAUCUUUAUAUGUUCCACAUGUUAAGAAUAAAUGUACAUUAAAUCUUGUUAA
Molecule: messenger RNA, 6967 nt
Organism: Ailuropoda melanoleuca (giant panda)
Lineage: Eukaryota; Metazoa; Chordata; Mammalia; Carnivora; Ursidae
Gene: ARID1B
Product: AT-rich interaction domain 1B
Exons: 21
Coding region: 41-5530 (1829 amino acids)
Biological process (GO): positive regulation of DNA-templated transcription; chromatin remodeling; regulation of transcription by RNA polymerase II
Cellular component (GO): nBAF complex; brahma complex; SWI/SNF complex
Molecular function (GO): DNA binding; nucleosome binding
Source: RefSeq, a predicted model, not a curated record